Molecule: messenger RNA, 2568 nt
Organism: Globicephala melas (long-finned pilot whale)
Lineage: Eukaryota; Metazoa; Chordata; Mammalia; Artiodactyla; Delphinidae
Gene: EFEMP2
Product: EGF containing fibulin extracellular matrix protein 2
Molecular function (GO): calcium ion binding
Source: RefSeq, a predicted model, not a curated record
CUGAGGCCUAGAGAGAGGCCAGGUUCCUUGCUGGGGUGCACUCCCCUGCACCUGCUGCCUCCCCCUGAGCUGGGUUGUGACCCCGGCCUCCGGAGUUCCUGCCCCUGAUCUCUGAUUUGGGCCAAGCACCCAGGCCUCUGGUCCUCAGAGUCCCUCUGGGAAACAAAAGCCAAAAACCUGCCUUGUCCAUCUGCUAGUAUCCCUGGAGAAGGUUCUGCUUCCCCACCUACCACCUAGGGGCCAGGAGGGGGUCCCGGUACCUGUGAGGUCACUGAAUGGAGUCACCCCAAACUCAGCUGUGCCCAAGUCCUCCUCUUGCAGCUGCUGAGCCUUGGCCAGGUUUUGGGCAAAGAUGUCCAGGCGGCGAGCAUGCUCUAGACCAAAAGGAGGUUGUCCUAGGCUGGCUUCCAAGCCCCCAGGGGUAGGAAGUGGUCACUGGCUUGGCUUCUCGUCCACACUCGCCCAGAUGGCGGCCUCCUGCCUGCUGCCUGCAGUCACAGGAAAGUGGCUCUGGAGGUGAAGGAUCCUCUUGGACCAGUCAGACCCCCAACAGCUGCCUCCUCCCUCCAGCCCCAGGAUGCUCCCCUUCGCCUCCUGCCUCCCCGCGUCUCUACUGCUCUGGGCGCUGCUGCUGUUGCUGUUGGGGGCAGCGUCUCCCCAGGAUUCCGAAGAGCCCGACAGCUACACGGAAUGCACAGACGGCUAUGAGUGGGACCCUGACAGCCAGCACUGCCGGGAUGUCAAUGAGUGCCUGACCAUCCCGGAGGCCUGCAAGGGGGAAAUGAAAUGUAUCAACCACUAUGGGGGCUACUUGUGCCUGCCCCGCUCUGCUGCUGUCAUCAGUGACCUGCAUGGCGAGGGACCACCACCACCAGUGCCCCCUGCUGAGCACCCCAACCCCUGCCUCCCGGGCUAUGAGCCCGAUGAGCAAGAGAGCUGCACGGACGUGGACGAGUGUGCCCAGGCCCUGCACGACUGCCGCCCCAGCCAGGAGUGCCAUAACCUGCCUGGCUCCUACCAGUGUACUUGCCCCGACGGCUACCGCAAGAUCGGGCCCGAGUGUGUGGAUAUAGAUGAGUGCCGCUACCGCUACUGCCAGCACCGCUGCGUGAACUUGCCUGGUUCCUUUCGAUGCCAGUGUGAGCCGGGCUUCCAGCUGGGGCCCAACAACCGCUCCUGCGUGGAUGUGAACGAAUGUGACAUGGGGGCUCCAUGUGAGCAGCGCUGCUUCAACUCCUAUGGGACCUUCCUGUGUCGCUGCCACCAGGGCUAUGAGCUGCACCGGGAUGGCUUCUCCUGCAGUGAUAUCGAUGAGUGCAGCUACUCCAGUUACCUCUGCCAGUACCGCUGUGUCAACGAGCCAGGCCGCUUCUCCUGCCACUGCCCGCAGGGCUACCAGUUGCUGGCCACGCGCCUGUGUCAAGACAUUGACGAGUGUGAGUCGGGUGCGCACCAGUGCUCUGAGGCCCAAACGUGUGUCAACUUCCACGGGGGCUACCGCUGCGUGGACACCAACCGCUGCGUGGAGCCCUAUGUCCAGGUGUCGGACAAUCGCUGCCUCUGUCCGGCUUCCAACCCCCUGUGCCGGGAGCAGCCCUCGUCCAUCGUGCACCGCUACAUGAGCAUCACCUCGGAGCGGAGCGUACCAGCCGACGUGUUCCAAAUCCAAGCGACCUCCGUCUACCCUGGCGCCUACAAUGCUUUUCAGAUCCGUGCUGGAAACUCGCAGGGAGACUUCUACAUUAGGCAAAUCAACAAUGUCAGCGCCAUGCUGGUCCUCGCGCGCCCUGUGACAGGCCCCCGGGAGUACGUGCUGGACCUCGAGAUGGUCACCAUGAACUCCCUCAUGAGCUACCGGGCCAGCUCUGUACUGAGACUCACCGUCUUCGUGGGGGCCUACACCUUCUGAGGAGUGGGCGGGGGAGCUCUCAGGGAGGGGGAGGUUCCCUGUAGCCGAGGAGCCUGGGGCUCAGGGAUGACUGUGUUCUGCUAAAAAGGGAAGACGCUGUUGUGAAGGGUAGAGAGAGAAAGGCAAUAAAGGGAGAAAGAAGGAGUCCUGGUGGCUGAGGUGGGUGGGUCACACUGCAGUGAACCCCAGAGUGGGGAAAGGGCAGGCUCAUGGGAGGCGGGCCACGUCCACCUAAAGGCGGGGGGUGUCUCUGUCCAGGCUGAAGAGCUCCAUUGACAGGAGCUGGGAGCUGCAUCCCCAAGACUGGAACUGGCCUAUAUACCAUGGGCAUCAGAAUCACCCUGAGGAGGGAAGAGGUAAUGAGGCUGCAGACUCCAGGCCACAGCCCAGAAACGUGGGCUUGGCUGCUCUGCAGUGGCCCGAACAAUCCUGCUCUAGACAGUGCCAGGAAGCCCUGGGUUUCCAUCCUAGCUUGGUCUCAAACGAUCAAUUUGGAGAAAUCCUAGUAGCUCCCUGAGCCUCAGUGUUCCAAUCCAUAAAAUGAGGCAACUGGACUGUCAGCGCUUUAUAAACUUUUCUUUUCCUAGCUACAGAACUUCUUCUCAAAGGAAACUUUAUUUGAUCAGAGAACUCUGAUGACAUAAACUAGAUUCAAAGUU